Molecule: messenger RNA, 924 nt
Organism: Elephantulus edwardii (Cape elephant shrew)
Lineage: Eukaryota; Metazoa; Chordata; Mammalia; Macroscelidea; Macroscelididae
Gene: SAP30
Product: Sin3A-associated protein, 30kDa
Exons: 4
Coding region: 58-720 (220 amino acids)
Biological process (GO): regulation of DNA-templated transcription
Cellular component (GO): histone deacetylase complex
Molecular function (GO): transcription coregulator activity; protein binding
Source: RefSeq, a predicted model, not a curated record
AGGAGCGGCCAUAGGAGUGCAGAUUUCUGUCAGCACCAGGACCCGGAGCACGAAGACAUGAACGGCUUCACCCCUGAGGAGAUGAGCCGUGGCGGGGACGCUGCCGCCGCCGUGGCCGCCGUGGUAGCUGCUGCCGCAGCCGCCGCUUCAGCCGGGAAUGGGGCCGGGGCGGGUGCCGGAGCUGAGGUGCCAGGCGCAGGGGCACUUUCGGCGGCCGGGCCCCCGGGAGCGGCGGGUCCUGGCCCGGGACAACUCUGCUGUCUGCGGGAGGAUGGAGAGAGGUGCAACCGGGCAGCCGGGAACGCCAGCUUCAGCAAGAGAAUUCAGAAGAGCAUCUCCCAGAAGAAGGUGAAGAUCGAACUGGACAAGAGCGCAAGGCAUCUUUACAUUUGUGAUUAUCAUAAAAACUUAAUUCAGAGUGUUCGAAACAGAAGAAAGAGAAAGGGGAGUGAUGAUGAUGGAGGUGACUCACCAGUACAAGAUAUUGAUACUCCAGAGGUUGAUUUAUACCAAUUACAAGUAAAUACACUUAGGAGGUACAAAAGGCACUUCAAGCUGCCAACCAGACCAGGACUUAAUAAAGCACAACUUGUUGAAAUAGUUGGUUGCCACUUUAGGUCUAUUCCAGUGAAUGAAAAAGACACCUUAACAUAUUUCAUCUACUCGGUGAAGAAUGACAAGAACAAAUCAGAUCUCAAGGUUGAUAGUAGUGUUCACUAGAAGAGAUCAAAUUGAGAGUAAGACUUGAUGUUCAGAUACUAUUUACUCUUUUUCACAUGUAGAAAUGUUUCUUGUGUAUUUUUUCUACAGCGGAUUUUCUCUGGCUUUAUUUUCUUUGUUUCUGACUCUAAUAAUUAGCUGGAAACUCAUGUAAAAUGAGGUUUCCAAGAUUAAAAAUAUUUUAAAUAAAAGUUAUUGCUAUUA